UCCUCUCAAUCAAGUUGACAGUAUCUCGCGAAAUUUGGUGACUAACAAUUUCAAAACAAGUUGACAAACUUUGUAGUUAAAUUGACGAUACCGUUAACAAGUUGACCGUAUUUUGUUAUCAAGUUGACAGAUUCCCAAACUAGUUAAUUAACUUCAGUUGACAGAUUCCCAAACUAGUUAAUUAACUUCAGUUGACGAAUUUCCAAGAAACAACUUAGAAAGUUCUUCACAUAUAAUUGACUAACCGUACUUUGGUAAAGAAUUCUCUCUUCGAAAAUUUCAUUUCACAAGUGAAAAUCGCGCUGCUCGAGGUAAAAAAGUUCAAGAAACCACGUGAUUCCUUGAGAAAAUUUCUUCAACUUCCAAGUUGGAGAUAAAAAAUUUGAAACUACCACGUGAUUCCUCAAGACAGUUUCUUCAAUUUUCAACUGUAUACUUCUCCAGUUAUCUGUCAAAGUGAGUGUUUAAUCAUUGUCAAUUUUCAAAAUCGUGCAAUUUUACUCGCGAUAUUAGAUAUUUUCUUUGUGAUCAGUGUAGGUGAAUUUUUCAAAAAAUUCAGUGAAGUGGAAAACAACAAAAAGUGUACGAAAAAUCCGAGAUAAAUUUUGAAGGACUCUCACCGAUAUACAGAUAAUGGACGGUGUAGAAUUCCGGCAACGGGGCAAGGAGAUGGUGGACUACAUAGUCGACUACAUGAACAACGUUGGUUCGAAACGCGUCUCCCCCGACGUCAAACCCGGGUACCUGAGACCCCUGCUGCCUUCCCAAGCCCCCCAAAACCCCGAACCCUGGGACGACAUCAUGCGGGACGUUGAGAGCAAGAUUAUGCCUGGCGUGCUACACUGGAACCAUCCCCACUUCUUUGCCUACUUUGCCAGUGGCAAUUCGUACCCCACCAUUUUGGCAGACAUGUUGUCCGAUGCCCUCGCAAUGAUGGGCUUCUCAUGGGCUGCCGGCCCUGUCUGCACCGAAUUGGAAAUCAUUAUGCUCGACUGGUAUGCAAAAGCAAUCGGUCUUCCAGAAGAAUUCAUAUCAACAACAGCAGGGAGUAAAGGCGGGGGAGUUAUACAGGGUUCAGCCUCAGAAUGCAUACUAGUUACAAUGCUGGCUGCCAGACAUCAUGCCUUGGAAUAUCUGAGACAACAGGAGAAGGAAAACAUCAAAAGCAGAAGAUUAAGGAGAAGACGUCGCAGAAGAACAGAUAACGGAGACUUACUAGAAGAGGAAGAGGAAGAAGAAGAAGAGGAGGAGGAGGAGGAGGAGGAGGAGGAGGAGGAAGAGGAUGAAACAGGAGAACAGAGCAGACUCCUUCACAAGCUGGUAGUCUACUGUAGCCGAGAGGCGCACAGCUGUGUAGAAAAAGCUGCCAAAAUUUGUUUGGUAAAAAUGAGAGUUCUGGAGCCGGAUGAAAGAGGAUCGCUACGGGGAGAAACAUUAAAACAGGCAAUGGACGAAGACAGGGCAAGAGGUCUAACACCUUUCUAUGUGUCCUGCAUCAUUGGAUCAACUGCAUCCUGCACAUUUGACAACCUUGAGGAGAUUGGAGCUGUCUGUCGGAAUCAGGAAAUUGACUCGAGUCAGACUCAAGUCAAGUUCCACAGUCAGAACCAGACUGGAAUCAAGUGCCAGAGUCAAAAUACAGCCAAGUCUAAAAGCAGCCAAGAUUGCCAGAGUCACACUCCAGAGAUCAGAGUUAACUGUGAAAGUUGCCAAAAUCAGAUGAACGGCAUCUCAAGUCAGAAUCUAAUCAAUUAUUGUAGCCAAGAAAUUGGAGACAUGUGUCCAAGCAAGCAAAAUGGGAUGCUUAGUGAAGUAAAUGAAGUCAGUUGUCAGAGUGAAGAAAGAGGGAAGAAUCAACAAGAAAUGAAGAGUCAGGUGAAUGGAAUUUCAAGUGAGAGUGAAAACAUGGGAGGCAACUGCCCAGAUUGUCCAAAUCAAGAAACCAGAGUUCUAGUGAAUGGAAUUGCAAGUGAGGAACAAGACAUCAGCAACUGCCCAAAUUGUCAGAGUCAAGUAACCAGAGGUCAAGUGAAUGGAAUCUCAAGUCAGGAUCAAGAUACGAGUGACAGCUGUCCAUGUUGUCAGGAUGAGGGAACCAAACUCAACUACCCAAAUCAUCACACCGGAAUAAUCAGUCCAAAUCAACCCCAAAUCAACAAUCACUCCAAAUCAGCAACCAGUCCAAAUCAGUCCCAAAUCAAGGCCAAAUAUCAAGAAAGUGCAAAAAAUUGCAAAAGUUGCCUAGUGAAUGGAAUCUCAGGUCAAAAUCAAUCAAGAUACAAUGAUUGCCAAAGUCAGAUGAAUGGAAUUGAAAGUCAGAACCAAUUCAAAUAUCCAAGACAGAAUCAAUCAGGUGGAUCAAAUUGCCAGAAUCAUUCGACUGGAGGAAUCACAAGUCAGACUCAUCAACAAAGGAGUCCAAAUCGAUCAGGUGGAUCAAAUUGCUUGAAUCAUUCGACUGGAGGAAUCGCGAGUCAGACUCAAGGACAUAAAACUGGUCCUCCGGUCUGGAUGCAUGUGGACUGUGCCUAUGCUGGAAGUGCCUUCCUGUGCCCUGAGCUGAGACCACUGAUGGCAGGCAUUGAAUAUGCUGACUCAGUCAAUACCAACCCCAACAAGUGGAUGCUCACAUGUUUUGACUGUUCCUGUCUGUGGGUCAAGGAUAAGCUGCGCCUAACCCGCGGCAUGGACGUGAACCCCAUCUACCUGCAGCAUGACUACGAUGAUCAGCUGAUCGACUUCCGGCACUGGCAGAUUCCGCUGAGUCGGCGCUUUCGCUCACUCAAACUGUUCUUCCUGUUUCGCAGCUACGGCAUUCAGGGCCUACAGAACUACAUUCGCAACCACAUACAACUGGCCAAGUACUUCGAGAGCCUUGUGUUGAAGGAUGCCCGCUUCGAGAUUUGCAAUGAAGUCAAGUUGGGACUAGUCUGCUUUCGACUGAAGGGCCCUGACCUAUGGACUCAGGAGCUAUUGGCCAAAAUAAACGCCUCGGGUCGCAUCCACAUGAUUCCCGGCGUGCGUCGAAAACGCUACUUCAUCCGAUUUGCAGUCACAUACGAACAUGCCAAGGAAGAGCACAUACGCUACGCAUGGAAAGUGACAUCCCACUACGCUGACACCGUUUUAGAGAAGAUGACAACCCCGGUUGCGGCCACACAAGGCGUUCACACCACGCCACGGCCCCGCCUCUCCUCACGCCAGCACUCGUUCACACGAGGCGUUUCGCGUGACGUCUACAAGGCGCGGUCAACCAGCCUCUAUGACGGCGUCAGUCCGAUUCCAGUGGUGGAUGACAAUGAUGAUGACUUGAAUAACAAUGUAUUUGAGGAGGCGUUUGCUGCGAAAAGUGUUUAGAAAAAAGGGAUAAAAGUGUCUGAAACGAGGGAAAAAGUGUCUAAAAUGGGGGAAACAGUUGUAUGAAAUGAGGGGGAAAAGUGUCUAGAAUGAAGGGGAAAAAUGUCUAGAAUGAGGGGAAAAAAGUGUCAAAAAUCGGGGGAAAAGUAUCUGAAAUGAGGGGGAAAAGUGUCUGAAAUGAGGGAAAAAAGUGUAUGAAAUGAGGGGAAAAAAGUGUCUGAAAUAAGGGGAAAAGUAUGUAAAAUGAGGAAAGAAAAGUGUCUAAAAUAAAGGGGAGAAACGUAUCUAAAAUAUGGAGAGAAAAUGUCUAAAAUUAGGGGAAAAAGAGGGAAUGUUCCUAUAAAAUCUGCUGAGCAGACUCCUAUGUUAUUUAUUUUGAUUACUAUUUAUGCUUUGAAAGCAGCUUCAUUUCAUUUUGUAUUUAGUCUUAAAAAUUAGCUUAGCCUCGUUUUGUAUUAUUUCAGCUUAAUUUUGUUACAUUUAUGUUAUACUAAUCAUUGUAUAAUUUAUAUAAUCCACUUUCGCAUAUUAUAUAGGCUAAUUUUGUUCCAGUUUUUAUUGACAAUCUUUAUUGGAUUACAUUGAAUGUUCUUAUUUUUUGCUGAGGGUGAUGAGCACCACAUGAGCACAAGGCUUGUGCGUGGGUAAUUGAAGUAGUUAAUGUGGAUCUAAAAAUUAAAUGACAGAUUGAUUGAUUAAAUGGGAGAUUAGUAUAAAUUAUGAUCAUAAUUAAAGUAAGAUUAGGAUGAUUAUAUAUCAAGUAGUUGAUGAGAAUCUAGAAAUUUAAUGAGAGAUUGUAUGAUUGAAUGAGAGAUUAGAUUAUUUAAUGAUCAAAAUUGUAUAAUGAAUGAUUGUAAAUCGAAUUUUAAUUUUUUUCACUUUUUGUGUAGUUGAGAAGUUGAUAUUGUGGUAAUUAUUCAUAUUGAAUGAAAAAGACUAAGAAAUUGUCAAAAAAAAACACUGAUUUAUUGAUAAUUAGAAAGACCGGUUUCGGUUAUUACACCAUUGUCAAUCUCUGAUAAACAGAAGAGUGUCUGAAUGAGUGUUUGAGUGAUUGUUUAUCAGAGAUUGACAAUGGUGUAAUAACCGAAACCGGUCUUUCUAAUUAUCAAUAAAUCAGUGGUUUUUUGACAAUUUCUUAGUCUUUUUCAUUCAAUAUGAAUUUUAAUUAUUAAAAUUGAAUGAGAGAUGGAUGAUCCUACAGCUUUAGGUGGGUUCCAAAGCAUUGGGAAGCGAGUUUAAUGUGGGAUAUAGUUGACAAAAUUUCACUAUUAUUAUAAAGAUUGUCCUAUUUUCUCCUCAAAUUAUUUUCGUUAGGUACGCCUGACAAAUUAACAUAAUAUAUAACUAAGUUCUCAUUCAUCAAGUACUUUAAAUUAAUGCCAAUUUAUGUACAUAGUAAUUCUUUCAAAACUUUUAAUUUGAUCUAAAAAGUGUAUUCCACUCUAUUUUAAUUCAUUUUAACAAUUAUCAUUUAUUUAUUCAUUCUAUGCAUACAUGUCACUGAUGGUAUCAUUUAGUAAUUCACGUCUUAGAACUAAUAAUUAAUAAUCCAAUAUAUUUAUACUGGAAAUUUGUUUUGUAUUCAUAUAACAAGCUAUAAACUUAUAAAAAAAUGUAUACUUUCAACAUUUUUGAAAAUGUUUUUGAUAUGUAUCAUCACAGAAGUAUUAGAUAGUAGUAAGCUACUACGGUAGUAAUAUGAGCUUAUUAUCUUAUAAGAAAUAGAGGAUAUAAAGUAAUAAUAUAAGGAUAUAAAUUUAUAAUAUAAGAGGAUGAAAAAUAAUUUAUUUAUGAUAAAUGUGAGUGUGUUUUUUAUUUAUUUAAUAAAGUACGAUUAGUUUCGUUCAAC
Messenger RNA from Nilaparvata lugens (brown planthopper), 5209 nucleotides. RefSeq names its product tyrosine decarboxylase-like. The transcript has 9 exons. The record is from RefSeq and is a predicted model, not a curated record. Gene Ontology annotation, biological process: amino acid metabolic process. The coding region runs from base 634 to 3357 and encodes 907 amino acids. Gene Ontology annotation, molecular function: carboxy-lyase activity; pyridoxal phosphate binding. NCBI's taxonomy places the organism in Eukaryota, Metazoa, Arthropoda, Insecta, Hemiptera, Delphacidae.